AGGACUAGAAACCACUUAUAUCAUCUUUAAAACACCUAAACGGCUCUGUUCUAUAUAUAUAUUUAGUGUUGUUACCAUGCCCCCUUCAGCGGAUCUAACCACCCAACCCCCGGCGGCCGAGGCACCACCUUCCACCCUCCCCUCGAAGCAAGCGCCGCACGUUCACGGCUCUGAAGAGAAAACCCCCUUACAAGCCAUAAGCCAUGGAAUCCUCAUGGACGGCAUCCCAACCUUCUCCUCCCCCGCUGAGCACCGUAAACACAUCCUCAUCCACACCGCCGCCACUUUCCGUGACUUUGCACGCAAAGGCUUCACCGAAGGCCAAGCGGGACAUAUCAGCGUCCGCGACCCGGAGUUCGAGGAUUACAUCUGGAUGAACCCUCUCGGGCGGCACUUCGGUCUCAUGACAGCAGGUGAUAUGAUCUGUUUAGAUAUGCACACCGGUGCCGUCGUAGGCGGUAACAAUACCCGCCCCGCCAACGCCGCAGGCUUCCAAAUCCAUUCCGCGAUCCACAAGGCGCGGCCGGAUGUCGCGGCCAUCUGCCACGCGCACACGGAUGCGGGCCGCGCGUGGAGCGUGUUUGCGCGGCCGUUGGAGAUGCUGAAUCAGGAUGUUUGUAAUUUCUAUCAGGCGCAUGCGGUGUAUGCGGAGUAUGGGGGGAUUGUGUUUGCGGAGGAGGAGGGGAGGAAUAUUGCGAGGGCGCUGGGGGAGGGGAAUAAAGGGGUUAUUCUCAUGAAUCACGGCCUACUCACCGUCGGCCACACAGUCGACGAAGCAGGCUACAUGUUCGGCCUCCUCGACCGCGGCUGCCGCAUCCAGCUCGACGUCGAGGCAGCGUGUGCAGGUAAUCCGGGGCUGAAGCGGAAUAUCAUUUCUGACGAGGAGGCGGCGUAUAACAUGAAGAUGGCGAGUGAGAAACAUGUUUUGUAUCGAGAGGCGCAGCCGGAUCUGGAUUAUAUCUUUGAGACGCAGGGGAUGGAGGCCGUGGCGAGGGGGGUGGAUAAUAUGGUUAUUGAUGAGCAGGGAGGGAAUUAGUAGGAUGGGACGGGUGUAUGGGUGGGCUGUUAUGAGAAUUUUGUCGUUGAGCGAGUAGGUCGUAGUGAGGAGGAGGUCUUUUGAUAAUAGUAUAUAUCCAUAUGUCCUCGUAUAUAAUCACAUAUAGAUGGGUCUCAAGACAGCAAGAGCCCUGAAAAAUAUAUCAACUCGGCUAGCCACGGCGCAUAGUUCUCAUAUAAAAAGCGCGG
Molecule: messenger RNA, 1245 nt
Organism: Pseudogymnoascus verrucosus
Lineage: Eukaryota; Fungi; Ascomycota; Leotiomycetes; Thelebolales; Thelebolaceae
Exons: 4
Coding region: 77-1036 (319 amino acids)
Cellular component (GO): cytoskeleton
Molecular function (GO): actin filament binding
Source: RefSeq, a predicted model, not a curated record